This is a messenger RNA of Echinostoma caproni, 663 nucleotides long. The record is from the annotation of a GenBank genome assembly. Lineage: Eukaryota; Metazoa; Platyhelminthes; Trematoda; Plagiorchiida; Echinostomatidae.
AUGGUGCUGCACGACCAGGUUCAUAACGCGGUACAAUUUUAUGUCGAUCCUCGUAUUGCAAUUGAUAUGAACAACUUGUUCACUGAAAGUCAACCAUGUGAUGUCGCUCAUCGAGUUCUGUCCUAUUGUGCAUUCCUGAUCAAAACAUCAGUACCGAUGAAGCAUUUCCGACGGCUCGGUCAAGUGUAUUGUACGAUGCAUUUGGAUCCAGAAAAUCAUAAUUUCCGUCCAACAGAUACGCAAAAACCCGAAAAUAAAGUAACUGGUGGAACUCGACGACUGUUAUCAAUCAGUCAAAAGAUCAACGAAGAAAAAUAUUUGAAUCAUUUGGAUGAAGAGAAGGAAGCCGAUCUCGAAAUUCGCAUUUUCGGUUCAGAAGACAAGAAGGAUCAGAGAAUGGAAAAGAUCAGUUUGUUCAGUCAAAGUCAUUCAUGUAAUGUAGCUCGUCGAGUUCUGUCCUAUGGUGCAUUCCUGAUCAAAACGUCAGAAGGGAUGAAGCAUUUAAGGCUGCUCGGUCAAGUGUAUUCUACGAUGCACUUGUAUCCAGAAAAUCAUAUUUCCCGUCCAACGGAUACGGAACAACACGCAAGUGAAGAAGAUGAUGAGAGAAAAUUGCAAAUCGAUGGGCAGUGUGCGAAUGAUUUCGGGGAGCUGCAAUUUUGA